CACGACCACAGUCCUCGCUGGACAUUCGUGGCAAACAGAUGUGCGGUUUUCGAUCGAAUUGCGUUUGUUGAAGAGAGAAGUGAAGUUAAUGUUUAUGCUAUUGAAACGGUUCCGAGGCGCUUUUAACGAAACACUACCUUUGGGAAAGCCGUUGUCGGACUGUUGAGGAGCAAACAACGGCGCGCUGAGCUAAUCGUUUCGGUCUGGAUCUACGUAUGUUUACGUAUAGCGCGAAAUGUGAUAAAGGCUAAGUGGUUGAAAGUAUGUUGCGACAGCAAAGAAAAAAAUAUUAAUAAUAUGGAGUGAGAAAUGUGAAAUCAGAGCAAAAGUUAAAACUCGCCCAAAAGUUAAUCAAUUCAUUUUGAUUUGUACGAUUUGAAUAAGUAAUUCGGGGAACGACUAUUCCAAACGACGCGGCUCAAUGUGCGAAAUGAGUGCAGAUGACCUUGAUAACAAUUUUAUGUGCGUUCAAUAUCCACGAUUCACGAGUAUUUCUGUUUCCCAGUUUUCAACUCGAAAACUAUUCUUUGGCAGAGUUCAAUAAAAGUGAAAAGGUGUGGCCGAUUUGUCGAACGGUUUCGCAUUUGCAUUUCAAUGAACCACCACCAGUUGUUGGCUGGAAACGUUAUCCAGAGUGUAGAAACGGUUCGAUCAAAAUGAGAUAAAUGUAGAAGAUUAGUGUCCCAGUUAGAUCUGCAUGAAUACACCGUGAAGCGCAAAUGAGGAAACGGUGCAUUUGAAAAAACCAAUAUUGUUGCAUUAGCAUAUUGAUAACAGCAGAAAAAAAACUGAAUGCUUCUGUGGGUGCAUCAUUCAGGUAGUUAUUUUGGUGCAAACACGCCUCAAACCGGAACCGUUUGUUUGGAUUGUUGUGCGGAUUUGUGUGCUGAAAUUCGCGCAAACUACGUUACAUGGUGGUUCGCUUUACCCCGGGUACCUUGUAAACAUUGGGUGCAACAAAUGCUGUAAUAGGCUGAGGGCACGCGAAGUUUGAAUGCCUUCAGAGAGCAUAUGGUUCGAUUGGUUCGCUCUGCGACUUCAAAGCAAGGUUAACUUAUCAGAUCUCGAGCCAAGUCGGACCUGGACCAGAGGUAGGCCUGAAUGAUACCAAGCAUCACGGAAGAGGGACGACCGCGGUCUUACUGCAAGUAGAAAAUAAUUUCCAUCAGAGCGUAUAAACGCAUCGUGGGCAGCGCUCCAGAAGGGUGGCAAGGGUGUGUUUGGGGGCGUGAAGCAUACGUAAACUGCACACAAUAUUACACAGAGUUGUUCAGUGGCGUGUGCACCAAGGAGGAACAACCAAUCCGCGAAAGAAAUUGGAGUGAACAAACGCGAAUGAACCGUCGACCAAAACAAACGAGGCGAUAUUCCCGUAUUGAAUCGGAACUGGUGUGAUCAUUAUCCGCGACUGUAACACGGGAAGGCCUCGCGGCUUCGCUAUGUGGUGAAGAGGUUUGGCAAAAAUCCAAGAAUAGUUCCGAAAUUAGAAGAAAUGUGUGUGCCGCAGGUGAAAUAGCAGAAAACGAGGUGUGGAAAACAAACAAAAAUUGUGUAAUUUUGUGGCACCGUUGUCAUGUUCCUAAUCAUUUUGUGCCUUCCCGUUGUGAUGUGAUGUGAGCUUGGGAGCUUCCAAUGUAAGCCUUAAUGAGACGAAACGAUCGGAGUUCGAUCACUGGAAAAAUCAACAACUUUCUUGCAAAAUGGGGAACGCGAUAAGUAGUGCGAACGAGGCGACGUUGUCUCGAAGGCGGCAGCACCAACAACAGCAUCAGCAGCAGCAGUGUUACGUCGAUUGCAACGGAAAACGAUAUUGUUUUGAGAGUGGGAGUAAUAAUGCCGCUUCCAAUAUUAAUCACACGAACCAUCAACACCAACAGCAUCAGAAUCCAGAGAGUUCACGAAUGCUGUUUCUACUCUAUUUGAUACAUCGAACGUGGAAUGUUGUUGUGGAUAGUGUAGAUCAAAAAGGCAAAAAAUCGCGUGCCGCCACAUCGGAGGAUUCGGGUGCCCCGAGGAGCAACUACGAUGAGGAAGCUUUCGAAGCCGACGUCAACUUUACCGACAUCGAUGCCGAUUCGAGCUUGUACGGCUCGCAGUACUCGUUUUGCAACUGCAGCUACUGUGAGGAGGAAGCGGAACGGAACCAUUUCGACAAUGCCAAAGGGAGUCGAUUUUCCUUCUGCGAAAGUGACAUAUCAUACUGCUCCUACCAAAUGGCACCGAGUGCAGGGAAGAGCCCCCCGGGGGCCACACAGAUAGGACCACCGGAUGUGAACGAAAUGACGCUUGGCUGGAAUUCGAACAUUAAGCAAGAGAACCAGAGACCACCCGUGUUCAACCCGGAAGACUACGUGAUGUCCCUCAAGAAAUAUGGCCGCCGGGGCACCAAUGGUAAUUUCAAAUCCGUGUACGACACCUCCCUUGGGGAGGAAUCCAAAAACGAAAAACAACAGCAAAUCGCCGAUGCCAUCAGCCGCUCUCAGACACUGCCGCACAAAAAUUCUGAAUAUCGGUCACCAAUUCCAGCGCCGCCGGAGAUGGACAGCGAAAUGACUCUUAGACAGUUUGGUUCAGUGACCGAUUUGCUCACGAAACUACGAGCGGACUUGCGGGCAUCAUUUCCAAGCUUCGUCCAAGAAUUCGUCUCCAGUCCACUGGACGGCGUAAGUUUGCUUCUCGAAGUUUUGCGUGCCGUCCAGCUCAGCCAGAGCACUCCGAUGAAUGGGACCACAACAAUGCCAGCACCGGGAAUAAUGCCACGAACCAAUCAGUCCUACCAGAGAAGAGCGCUGCUGGAUGAACUUGCGUGCUUACAAUGUUUAAGCAUCUGCUGCACCAGAAGUCCCGAAGCUGGUGCCCGAUUGGGAACCACACCCAUAGGACUUUUGCCGCUGGCUGCGGCUGCCACAGGCUCAGGAAUCCGCUCCAGAAUCGUAGCCCUGCAGCUGCUGACGAUUGCAUGCGACAAAUCGGCGCUUGGCGAUGGGACCCAAAGGAGCCAACAGCAAGGACACACGGCUGUGUCGGAAGCGCUAUCCACAUUACGUCUCCGAUGUGCGGAACCCGUUCGAUUCCGGCUGUUGGUCGGAAUGCUAAACAGUGGGGGAGGUUCGGGAGAGCUGCAAGCUGUUGGAAUGAAAUUCGUAAACACCUUUCUGGAAAGCGCUGAAAGUCCACAGGUUCGACUUUAUCUUCAAGCAGAACUGCACCAAGCCGGCAUUGAUCCCGCCCAAAUGUGUAAAAUAAUUUCUUCCACUUCUCCCUGGUUGGAGCGACUUCGCAUCGAAGUCAAGCGGUGGGAAGCAAUCCGGAUAGAUAUCGAACAGCUACAGGGACAGGCACGAUCUGCAGAACAAGUUCGCAGCCGUUUGGUCAUUCUUGAACGUCGAGUACAAAUACUGCACGAAGAGAAAACGGUUUUAACAACAAUGGAGAGACGGCUACAGGAACGUUGCGCCGAGUUGCAGAGAGAAGUGCUCAGGCUGAAGGGCAACCAGAGUCACGAUGUUUCCAACAGUUCUAGCUUAGAGAAGAGACCGAUCGCCUUGCCAAGACAGGUACCCCCACAACCUAAGAGGAAUACUUCGGAAAAUGACGAUGAGGGCAUCAGUAGCUCGGAAACUGGACAAUCGUCCACGCCCGAACCACCACGCGUCUUUCCCGCAAAAGAUGGAUCGAGUUCAAAGUCACAUAAAUUUAGCAUUUCUUUGAAUCACGAUCAUGCGGAACCGGUUCAUGAAGGUAAUAAUGACGACGACACAAACGCCACCAUUGAGGAUGUUAUUGAAGAACUGCAAAAUAUUGUCAACGAUGCGGAACGGGAGAUUUCCGACCAAAAUGAAGUUUUGUUCCACCCGAUAGUUCCCGACAAAACGCUCUACAGCUUAGAGGUCAAUGCCGAAAACGAAAUAGUACCUGUGAAUCUGCUACCUCAUCCACCUCGCAAGUCCCGUUCCCUGGCGCAUCUUAUAUCCGCCCCUUCGGAUGAAGAUUGUUCCGGGUAUGAUCUCCUGCUAGUGAACAAUGAGAACAAGAUCAACUUCUUUGACGAUGAAGGUCCAAAAAAAGGUCCGAAAAAGUCCUUUAUCGACAAUGGCUUCUUCAAAGAGGGGGAGGCCCAUGACUCUGUACGACCGGACGUAAUUCAUACCGCUGCCGAUUCCCAGGCUAUACAUCGAAGUCGUGCUCCGACCAAAGAUUCAAAUCGGGCCAUAUUGAACGUGAUUAUGGAUGCGCGGGACAAAGAAUCUCGAAUGUUCCGGGCCCAGUCACUGGAGAGGGAAGUACCGACAGGACCGCCAGCGCAGCAAUUCAACGGAGUGUUCUUCAUGACCGACAUGAACAGUGCCGGCAAGUAUCCCAAACCAGACAUCACAGCAGCGUUGGAAGCGAAAAAGGUUACCAAGAACCUCGAUCGCAUGGGUGCCUACGGGGUGGAUUCUAUGAUCGAUAUCGUCAUGACGGGUGAACAGAGGGCGAACAAAUUGAAUGGCUUCCAGAAGACUCGCCUGAAUCUUCAACAUUCCAACGGCAAUGGAAUUUCGUCAACCGGCAAAAUCAGCAAUGGCAAUCACAACUUCAAGUUGCGAUCAUCCAAUGGUCCGUCAAUGAAUUUCUCCAGCAGCGGAGCUGCGUUGAGCCGAAGCCAGACGAACCUCGGCUCGAAAGUGACCGACAUACCUUCGGGAUUAUACUGAUGAACAAUCCGAGUUGAUUUAGGAACUCGAACAGUUUUAAUUACUUCUGUGCAAUAUUUAUUCUUUUACUCGUAGAAACAUAAAUGUGUUAUUAUGCGGUGUAGCAUUCUCAGUACAGUCGUAUUGUAUCAAACACUCCGUUUGUAUAAAAUUAUUCACACUCUUUCUCUCCUACUAUCUAGAGGUGGUGAUGGAACCGUACUGACUAUGAUUAUUUUACGGAUACAUUAGUAAGUGAACCGCAAAAAAGCCGUUAUUUUUAAGAAAAUUCAAGUGUAGUUUUAUUGAAAAUAUUAAACACUGAAUAAAGACAUC
Molecule: messenger RNA, 5012 nt
Organism: Toxorhynchites rutilus septentrionalis
Lineage: Eukaryota; Metazoa; Arthropoda; Insecta; Diptera; Culicidae
Gene: mwh
Exons: 8
Coding region: 1701-4697 (998 amino acids)
Biological process (GO): cortical actin cytoskeleton organization; regulation of cell shape; cell migration
Cellular component (GO): cytosol
Molecular function (GO): actin filament binding; small GTPase binding
Source: RefSeq, a predicted model, not a curated record